AUGAUGUUCAAAAAAUCAAUUAUUCCAUUAGCUUUAGCUUCCAUGGUUUUAGCAGAUGACCCAACUACAACCUACACUUCAACUCUUUUGGUCACCGAAACUUUAUUGAGUCCAUCAGAAUCCUCUGCUUUACAAGCUUCAUUAGAAUCUGCCUCUGAAGCGUCUGUUUACUCUGCGUCAGUCGCUUCAGAAUCACAAGCAUCUGCUUAUGCUGCUUCAGCUUCCAGUGCUUCAGCUGCUUCAGUUGCUUCAGUUAACUCAUAUGAAUCAGUCUUAUCUGCUUCAUCAGCUGCUCUUUAUGAAGCUUCCAUUGAAUCAGCUGCUUCAUUAUCAAGUGCUUCAGUUGCUUCAGUUUCACAAGCUUCAGCACAAGCUGCUGCUUCAGUUGCUUCAGUGUCAUCUGUUUCAGCUUACGAUGCUUCAUUAUCUGCGUAUCAAGCUUCUGUUUCAAGUGCCUCAGCUGCUUCAAUUGCCAUCGAUAGAGCUAUUGCUUCAUCAUCUUCAAAAGCAGCAGCAGCAGCAGCCCUUGCUUCAUCCUCCUCCUCAUCAUCAAAAGCAAAACCAACAUUAUCCACUGCUAAAGGUUUAGUCGCUAUUGCUUCAGAUGCUUCAAACUCCACUUCAUCAGCACACAACACAACAACUUUACACAAUUCAACUCAUUCAUCAACCAAUGUUGUCUCUGCUAGUUUGACCUCAAUCUCUUCAACCUCAUCAGCUUCUGGUGCUCGUGCUGCUAACGUUUCAUCUUCAUCUUCUAAAGCUUUAGCUGUUGCUCAAACUAUUCCAACUGCAUUCACAGUCGGUUUCAUUGGUUUAGUCUUUGGUGCUCUAUUAUGA
Hansenula anomala is the source of this 840-nucleotide messenger RNA. RefSeq lists its product as uncharacterized. The coding region runs from base 1 to 840 and encodes 279 amino acids. The transcript has a single exon. The record is from RefSeq and is a predicted model, not a curated record. Lineage: Eukaryota; Fungi; Ascomycota; Saccharomycetes; Phaffomycetales; Wickerhamomycetaceae.